Chaetomium fimeti is the source of this 417-nucleotide messenger RNA. RefSeq names its product Cerato-platanin. NCBI's taxonomy places the organism in Eukaryota, Fungi, Ascomycota, Sordariomycetes, Sordariales, Chaetomiaceae. Bases 1 to 417 code for a protein of 138 amino acids. The transcript has 3 exons. The record is from RefSeq and is a predicted model, not a curated record.
AUGCAGUUCUCCAAGAUCCUCAGCAUUUUCUCGCUCGCCGCCGCCACGUCGGCCAUCCGCGUGAGCUACGAUGAGGGCUACGACCGGGCUGGGCGUAGCCUGACGGAAGUUGCUUGCUCGGACGGCGUUAACGGUUUGAUCUGGAAGUACGGCUGGCAAACUCAGGGCGAGGUCCAGGGCUUCCCCUACAUCGGCGGCUCUGAUUCCAUCCCAGAGUGGAACAGCCCCAACUGCGGCUCGUGCUGGUCCGCGACCUUCAACGGCAAGACGAUCCAUAUUAUCGCUCUUGACCGCGCGGCGUCUGGCCUCAACAUUGGCCUCAAUGCCUUCAACGACUUGACGGGCGGCCACGGCACCGACCUGGGCCAGGUUGACGCCGUUGUCCGGCGGGAGGAGCUCAGCGUCUGUGGUCUGUAA